Molecule: messenger RNA, 1182 nt
Organism: Carassius gibelio (silver crucian carp)
Lineage: Eukaryota; Metazoa; Chordata; Actinopteri; Cypriniformes; Cyprinidae
Product: lymphatic vessel endothelial hyaluronic acid receptor 1
Exons: 6
Coding region: 65-1153 (362 amino acids)
Biological process (GO): cell adhesion
Cellular component (GO): plasma membrane
Molecular function (GO): transmembrane signaling receptor activity; hyaluronic acid binding
Source: RefSeq, a predicted model, not a curated record
UUUUCUUGGGUCUCUUUCUGCAGCAUCAUCAGAAUGAUUGUGUUCAAACUUCUGGACAGUUUUGAUGGCAUGUUCUGCAGUCAUGGCUAGAGUCUGGUUACAGUUAUGUCUACCGCUCUUCUUAUUUACAAGCACACUCUGUGUAGAUGUGAGUCUAAUCCAAGUCCCUACAAAUGAUGGAAUUUCUGGAGUAUUGUUAGUCCAAACCAAGAACAAUGUGUACAGUUUUAAUGCCACCACAGCCAAAGAAGCAUGUGAGGCUAUUCAAAUGAGAAUUGCUAAUAAGGCUGAAGUGGAAACGGCAAACAAAAAUGGCUUUCAGACAUGCAGGUUUGGUUGGGUUGAGGAGCAAAUCGCUGUUAUUCCCCGAAUCGAGAAAAGCGAUAAAUGUGGUAAAAACAAGUUAGGCAUUUCUGUUUGGAGAGCUAACAUCAGCAAAGAGUUCGAUGUUUACUGUUUUAAGCCAGCAGGUCCUGAUGGAUCAUUUGAAACAACAUCAAGCAGGCCUCAAUCUACAACAGGAGGAAGAACACCAUCAAACAACCGUUAUUCCACUAAAACAACCCAUCCAUCAUCCACCGAGUCAACCUCUACUCCUGCCUACACAUCAAGAUCCCUUCCUCCCUACACAGCCACCCCAUCCACUUCCUUUACUUUCAACACUUCCUCUACAACAUUUACAACAGUUAGUCUUUCUAGCACCAGUGACAGUUCCCAGGCAACAACAAGCACUCUGUCUCUUUCAUCUCUCAGAACUUCAGGCAAAUUCUCAACAUCAGCCCCCUCAUCAUCCUCUCAUUCAUCCACUCAUUUUCUUCUUCAGCAUAGUUCAACUCCAACAGGUCAGCCCGCAUUGUCCCAGACCACUACACAUAACAGACCAUCCAUUAAAGCAGCUUCCAAAACAUUUGUCAUCAUUUCCAUCGUGCUACUGUUCUUGCUGGCAGCGGCAGGUGCAGCUUGGUAUCUCAAAAUUAAAAGAGGACAACGGCUUCCAUCCUGGUCCAGAAUGAGGCCAGACCAGAUUAUGGAAACGGAGAUGUGGAAACAAAUAAGUGAGAGGCAUUGUAUGCCAAAACAGACCAACAAAAACAACAACAAAGGAAUAUGCAACAUCGUCUUUCAAAUGGAACAAAACCAGGACUCACCCUAAAAAACACUGCGUUUUUGUAAAAAAUAAAA